GGACAUUUGCUACCCUUCCACAAGGUUAUCGAUACCAUUCCACCGGAACAAAUCCAUCAAAUCAAAUUGGAGGCAAAAGAUGAUAAGAACGACGAAGAUGAUGCCCCUCGAAAUAGUUUGUCGCUCUCCCAAACAUGAAAAACAUUUACCGUGUAUUGUUGAAAACAAUCAAGAAACGUGACAAUAAAACCAUCCUGAUAUGGAACAGUCCGAAUCGGAUAGAAACGGCAGCUUUUGGGUUAGGUCACGAACCCUUCGUUCAGCAUGGAUGCGAAGUGUCAACCUGCGUAGUCUUUGACAACGCAUCAGUUUUGCCACUGGAAGAUUACGAUGCCAUCAUCGUGAACAUUCAGGAACUGUGGAAAAUUGGCAUGCCCAAUUUUAAUAGGCAAAAACACCAAAGAUUGGUUUUCCUUACGCAAGAAUCGCCGACUACUCUACCAUAUUUCCAAUCCCAACUAGUUGGAAAUUUAUUCAACUGGACAAUGAGUUAUAAACUCAAUUCGGAUGUCUUGUUACUUUACGGUCGUAUCCGACCAGGACCAAAAGCUCCCAACACUCUUGCGGAUACGCACAAAAUGAUGGAAGAAAUGCAUUUGCAACCAGCUAGGAACUACGCUGCCAACAAAACUCGACAGGUGGUUUGGAUGGCGUCUCAUUGCAACACAAAAAGUUUGCGAGAGACGUACGUCCGAGAACUGAGUAAAUUCAUUUCGGUGGAUGUGUAUGGUGGAUGCGGCAAUUUUAGUUGUGAUAGAAAUGGCACCCACUGGCUAUCUCACCCAGAGUGUUACGACAAAUUGGAAGCUGAAUACAAGUUCUACUUGUCCUUCGAAAACUCCAUUUGCACUGAUUACGCCACAGAGAAAUUCUUUGAAAUUAUGAAACGUCGGGUGAUACCAGUGGUUUACGGAGGCGCUAAUUAUAGUGUCUUAGCACCCCAUCAUUCUUAUAUUAAUGUUUUGGAUUUUGAAACACCAGAAAAACUGGCUCAGUACUUGCGUUUCCUGGAUGAAAAUGACAUGUUCUAUAACGAGUAUUUCUGGUGGAAGCAACACUAUGAGGUUGAGGCUGGUGUGAAUCAAAUGGCGCGACAUGGCUUCUGCGAUCUGUGCAAGAAGCUUCAUCAGGAUGAGGACGUAAUCAAGUAUUAUCCUGAAUUGAUCUCUGAGUGGCAUCCAAGCACUCAGUGUAAGUAUUUUGGCUCUUGGGAAAGAACCACGACAACCACCUCUACCACAGAAACCAGUAGCACUACCCAAAGCAUAACGACAAGCACAAUAGCCACGAACAGCUCUAAUAGCACGAAUGCCACAGGUGAACAAUACACACCGAGAUUGCAUAAGAAUAUGCUCGGUUAUGUCAUGCAGCGACUUCUGCCUUAAGAGAUUUCAAGUCUUACGUCAACCAGAUUUGCUAACCCCACUGUGACACUGAAAAAUAACUCUGGCUACAUAAAAGCAACUAAUGCAAACGAUCUAAAAAUAUUAACGCAAAUGUAAAAUGGAGAACUUCUGCAUUUAUGCACACCUGUUUUUAAGCAACUUCAGUUAAAUUAGCCGUCAACCCAGUUACGUUGUUCUGGUGACAGCCAUUGCCUUUAUAGUAUUCGAUAAUUGAUUAAAAAGUUGUGUUACGCUAAUAAUUCAAAAAUUACUAAUAACAAAAACUG
Molecule: messenger RNA, 1672 nt
Organism: Daphnia carinata
Lineage: Eukaryota; Metazoa; Arthropoda; Branchiopoda; Diplostraca; Daphniidae
Product: alpha-(1,3)-fucosyltransferase C-like
Exons: 2
Coding region: 135-1385 (416 amino acids)
Cellular component (GO): membrane
Molecular function (GO): alpha-(1->3)-fucosyltransferase activity
Source: RefSeq, a predicted model, not a curated record